Molecule: messenger RNA, 708 nt
Organism: Acanthosepion pharaonis
Lineage: Eukaryota; Metazoa; Mollusca; Cephalopoda; Sepiida; Sepiidae
Source: the annotation of a GenBank genome assembly
AUGUACAGAUGUCCUCUCUGUAAACAUCAUAUCACAAGACUCUCGCUCUCACUCACUCACAACAUAGCUGACCAGGAAUCCUUUUGUUUUUUUUUACUGAUCAGUAAUUCGAUUUUUUUAAAGAUUAACUUUUCUUCUUCUUUUCUCAGACACCAUUUCUCUUUUCUUUUUCCACAUUCUCUUUCUUCCUUUCUAUUACUUCUUUUUUUGUUUUCCUCAUUCUUUUUCGCCGUUUCAUUUAUUACUGUUCUUUGUUCCUUAUUCUCUAUACCCGUUUCUUUUAUUUUCUCUUCAUUCUCUUUGCACGUUUCUUUUCUGUUUUCUUCAUUUUCUUUGCUUUUUUCCUUAAUCUCUUGGUUCGUUUUCUUUAUUAAUUUUCUCUUUCGUCGCUUACUUUAUUUCUUUUCUUUUUCCUUAUUCUCUUUGCUCGUUUUCUUUUUUCAUUCCAUUCUCUCGUUUCCUUUCUUUUUUCCUCAUUCUCUUGGCCAAUUUCCUGCUUCCGUUUCUCAUUUGCCUCAUUCGUCUUCUUGUUUGUUUUCUUCUUUUCUUUUCUUUGUUAACUCAUUCCCUUCGCUCGUUUCUGCUUUGUUGUUGUUUCAGUUUAUCUUUUAUUUAUUCGAAACAACAAUACAUUUUCGAACAGAUUUCCAACGCAAGUCCCCUGAGCAUUUUUCAAGACUGUUAAGAAAAUGUGGAUUGGUUAGUUGA